AUGCUGGAUAAAGUGGAGAGCACCUUGAUGCUCAUAGCAGCUGGAGAAUUUGCAAUGGGGAUUUUAGGGAAUGCAUUCAUUGGAUUGGUAAACUGCAUGAACUGGAUCAAGAAUAGGAAGAUUGCCUCCAUUGACUUAAUCCUCACAAGUCUGGCCAUAUCCAGAAUUUGUCUAUUAUGUAUCAUACUAUUAGACUAUUUUAUACUGGGGCUGUAUCCAGAUGUCUAUACUACCGGUAAAAAAAUGAGAAUCAUUGACUUCUUCUGGACGCUCACCAACCAUCUAAAUGUCUGGUUUGCCACCUGCCUCAGCAUUUUCUAUUUCCUCAAGAUCGCGAAUUUCUUCCAUCCCCUUUUCCUCUGGAUGAAGUGGAAAAUUGACAGUGCGAUUCCUAGGAUCCUGCUGGGAUGCUUGGCCUUCUCUGUGUUCAUUAGCCUUGUUGUCUCUGAGAAUCUGAAUGAUGAUUUCAGGUCUUGUGUUAAGGUAAAGAAGAAAACAAACAUAACUGUGAAAUGCAGAGUAAAUAAAGCCCAAUAUGCUUCCGUCAAGAUUUGCCUCAACCUGUUGACGCUAUUCCCCUUUUCCGUGUCCGUGAUCUCAUUUCUCCUCUUGCUCCUCUCCCUGUGGAGACAUACCAGGCAGAUGAAGGUCAGUGCCACGGGGUGCAGGGACCCCAGCAUAGAAGCCCAUGUGGGAGCCAUGAAAGCUGUCAUCUCCUUCCUCCUCCUUUUCAUUGCUUACUAUUUGGCUUUUCUCGUAGCCACCUCCAGCUACUUUAUGCCAGAGACUGAAUUAGCUGUGAUGAUUGGUGAGUUGAUAGCUCUCAUCUAUCCAAGCCAUUCAUUGAUUCUAAUUCUGGGGAACAAUAAAUUACGGCAGGCGUCUCUAAGGGUGCUGUGGAAAGUAAAGUGUAUCCUAAAAAGAAGAAAUCACUAA
Molecule: messenger RNA, 936 nt
Organism: Lynx canadensis (Canada lynx)
Lineage: Eukaryota; Metazoa; Chordata; Mammalia; Carnivora; Felidae
Product: taste receptor type 2 member 7-like
Exons: 1
Coding region: 1-936 (311 amino acids)
Biological process (GO): G protein-coupled receptor signaling pathway; detection of chemical stimulus involved in sensory perception of bitter taste; sensory perception of taste
Cellular component (GO): membrane
Molecular function (GO): G protein-coupled receptor activity; bitter taste receptor activity
Source: RefSeq, a predicted model, not a curated record